Molecule: messenger RNA, 735 nt
Organism: Macrosteles quadrilineatus (aster leafhopper)
Lineage: Eukaryota; Metazoa; Arthropoda; Insecta; Hemiptera; Cicadellidae
Product: peptidoglycan recognition protein 1-like
Exons: 5
Coding region: 18-683 (221 amino acids)
Biological process (GO): peptidoglycan catabolic process
Molecular function (GO): zinc ion binding; N-acetylmuramoyl-L-alanine amidase activity
Source: RefSeq, a predicted model, not a curated record
UACAAAACACUGACUUUAUGGACUGGUAUUUAUGGUCGCCUGAAUACCCAGAGAAGCCGCUAGAGUUUGUAGCUCGCAAUGUGUGGGGGGCGGAGGAGCCUAGAGGAGGCAGACCUCUACCUGGUAUGGUUAAACACAUCUUCAUCACAUACAACACGGAGAGUGAAGAAUGCCGAUACCCAGAGCAAUGCAUGGCCGUCGUCAAGGGGCUACAGGAGAGAGCGUUUGCCGAGGGUCUUUCGGACAUCAAGUACAAUUUCCUGAUCGGAGAAGAUGGCUACGUGUACGAGGGUAGAGGAUGGGUGAACAAACCUCCGAUAUCAAAGAGAUUUCCAAACAUGACGAAGAGGAUUGACAUCGGCUAUCUCGGCAGUAAAAAGUUCUACCUGUUUACCUAUGAUAUCAUGAAGCUGGGUCUGGACAUCAUAUAUUACGGAGUGGUCAACAACCAUAUCCGACGGCCUUACAAGGUGAAGGAAUGGCGAACACCUGACAGUCUACGGUACACUUGGCAACACGACACUCCAGAAAUCAACGAACCUUUACUGCACGAGAUUAUGAGGAUACAGAAGGCGGAACCGGACAUAACAUUUGACCAGCUGCAAGAGAGAGUGAAACAUCUCUACACGGGCUACACUCCUGAGGAACUGAAGGAAGCGAUCGAUGGACCCCUCAUAGGGUGAACAAAGUGGUGUACUUUGCCAUCAGUAGAUUGAGGGCAAAAUUACAAUAGCA